AUGUCAUCUGAUGAGAACAAGAAAUGGAUGAAGUGUGACCGUAAGUCUGGUGAAUACAUACAAGGUGUGAGGUCAUUUAUACAGUUUCCCAAGAAUAAUGGUGGUGGGAGGGUUUUAUUUUCAUGUCCUUGUCGAAAUUGUAUGAAUGGUAAAGGUUCAGUUUCACUUAGUGAGAUAUCAUUGCAUUUGCUCAAAUAUGGUAUUUGUUUGACGUAUACAACAUGGCGUCAUCAUGGUGAAAGUUCAGUAGAAGCAUGGUCAAGACAUAGGGAUAAGACUACAGCAGGUAUGGAUGGGAAUGUUACAAUAGAUGUGGAUGUGGAUGGGAAUGUUACAUCUGCUAUGGAUAUGGAUGUGAAUGUCACAGAAGGAGUUGAUGUGGAUGAGAAUGUUACAGCAGGUGUGGAUGUGGAUGAGAAUGUUACAACAAAUAUGGAUGUGGAUGAGAAUGUUGGGACCAAGGGGUGUUGUAAGAAAAAGUUAUCAGCGGCCGAGCGAGCAAGAGUACCAUUGUAUCCUUCGUGUCCUAAAGGAAAGUCGACGUUCUAUGUAGCGAUAAUGGUGAACAACAUAAAGACUCAGUAUGCGAUUUCAGAUAAUGGUAUGACUGCAAUGUUAGAAUUGAUAAAAGAGUUGCUUCCCAAAGAAAACACCCUGCCAAGUAAGUUUCCAUAUGUCAAGAAGAUAAUUCAAGAGUUGGGGAUGGAUUAUGUAACCUACGAUGCUUGCGUGAAUGAUUGUAUACUCUAUUGGAAGGAUAAAAGUUCAUUGCUGAAGUGCCCUGUAUGUCAAGAACCGCGGUAUGUAAGAGUUUUCAAUGAUGAGAGAAAACUUACUCAAGUUGCGCAGAAGACGUUGAGACACUUUCCAAUAAUUGCAAGGCUGAAAAGAUUUUAUAGUAUACCAUGGAUAGCAGAGGCGAUGCUUUGGCAUUUUAGAGCACAGAAAGAUAUCAAUGUAAUGCGUCAUCCCGUUGAUUCUUCAGCUUGGCAUUGUGCGGAUAGUUUUUGUCCAGAGUUUGCUAAGGAAGCACGGAAUGUUACUCUUGGUAUAGCAACUGACGGCUUCAACCCCAAUGGAUGCCUUGGACUCAAUUACAGCUGUUGGCCAGUAAUUCUCUGUCCGUAUAAUCUUCCUCCUUCUAUGUGUAUGAAGAGGGAUUUUUCUAUGUUAUGUUUGUUGAUAUCAGGCCCGAGAGCACCAGGUAAAGAUAUCGAUGUUUACUUACAACCAUUGAUUGAAGAGUUGAAAGAGUUAUGGAAUGAUGGUGUUAUGACUUUCGACAGCUUCACCGGUUCUGAAUUUCUGAUGAGAGCUAAGUUGUUAUGGGCAAUUCAUGAUUUUCCAGCAUUAGGGACUCUUUAUGGAUGUGUAACUCAUGGGUAUUUUGCUUGUCCAAGUUGUGGAGAAGAAACAGAUGCUGAGUGGCUGCCAUAUAGUAAGAAGUUGUGUUAUAUGGGACAUCGAAGAUGGCUGCCAACGAAACACAAGUUUAGAGAUGAUAAAACAAACUUCAGUGGAGGAGUUGAGCAUGGUAAAGCUCCAUGGCCACUAACAGGAUUGCAAGUUCAAGAGAUGGUAGCUAAUUUGAAAAGCAAACAGGGUAAAGGAAAACCACCAUCAAAGAAACGUAAAAGAGGGACUGAAGGGUAUGCUGAUGAAGAAAUUUCCGAUCACUAUUUAUUUUCUCGAAGGUCUAUUCUUUAUGAUUUUCCGUAUUGGGGAGAGAACAAAGUUCAUCACUGUACAUAUGUGAUGCAUACCGAGAAGAAUAUAACUGAGCACAUUGUUAAUACUGUAUUGGGAAAUAGCAAGUCAAAAGAUGGUCUUAAUGCACGUCAAGAUAUGGAAGCUAUGGGGAUUAAAAAGCGGUUAUGGUUGAAAGAGGAUGACAACACGGGAAAGACAACAAUGGAAGAUGGGUCUUUUGCCUUAACAAAGGAUGAAAAAGUUGCUUUCUGUACAGUUUUGAAGAAUUUAAGGGUGCCUUCAAAUUUCUGUUCCAAUCUUCGCAACACCGUUGGUAUAAAUCCACCGGAGUUGAAGAAUUUAAAGUCUCAUGUUUACCAUGUUAUGAUGCAGUCUUUGUUUCCACUGCUUGGUCAUACUGCAACUUCAUUUUCUAAAGAUCUGCGAGUUGCUCUUCUCCGGAUUAGUUUAUUUUUCAAUAUCUUAUGUGCGAAGGUUAUUAACAGAGAGCAUCUUUUACAAGCUAAAUCUAGUUUGGUGGAGGCAAUGUUAAUGAAAGGCUUUAAAGGGUUGGUGCGCAAUAAAAGGUACAUGAGGGAUGCAUUGCGAGAGGAUGAUGGUGAUGGUACUCAUAAACAUACUCGACGGGAUUUUUUAGAUGAUGACUAUGAGUUUGCAGAUGAGAUGCCUCUAAGUACUGGAAAGAGUAUGACUUUAACUCAAGUACAAUUUGAACAAUGCCGCAGCUGGAUCCUAUCUAAGUAUUUUGAGAUAGAUGACUGGCGAAGGAAGUAUGAUUCCUAUGUUAGCGGCAACACGUCUAAUGGUCAGCAGACCUCAAAGAGUUUUCAUUUGAUAGAAGCCAAAGAGACUGAUUCAAUACUUUGGAGACUCGUGCAAGGACCCCUCUUCAAGGCAAUAUCCUACAGGAAAUACCAAGUCAAUGGCUUUACUUUUAGCACACUAGGUUGUGAGGCGAAGAAUAUAUCGCAAAACAGUGGCGUAUCAAUGAAAUAUUUUACAAGACUGAAAGCGAAGUCGGCCGAGGAAGCAAAAAUAACUUAUUACAGAGUUAUUAAGGAGAUUAUCGUCUUGAAUUACAUGGAGUUUGAAGAAACUGUUUUCUGUAGUGAUUGGUUUAGUGUUGGAGAUAAGAAUGCGUGUAAGUUUGAUGCAGUUUCAAAGGUUAUAAAGGUCAACUUAUCCAAGAUGAAAAACAAAGUUAGAGUGUCCGAUGAGCCGUUUAUCCUUGCAUCUGAAGCGACUCAUGUGUUCUACUCGAAGGAUAUUACAGAUGAGGGAUGGUCCGUGGUGUUGCACUCACAUCAGGGAUUAACUUGUUCAGUAGAUAAAUUUGAAGUUCCUACAGCUUAUCAAUCAGUUCUUACUGACAAUGAGAAUUUCAAAAAGUUGCUUUCAAUUGGUUCUAUUUGA
Messenger RNA from Papaver somniferum (opium poppy), 3123 nucleotides. RefSeq lists its product as uncharacterized. The transcript has 5 exons. Lineage: Eukaryota; Viridiplantae; Streptophyta; Magnoliopsida; Ranunculales; Papaveraceae. The record is from RefSeq and is a predicted model, not a curated record. Bases 1 to 3123 code for a protein of 1040 amino acids.